AUGGAUGUGCACCAGAGCACCACCCUCCCUUCCCCUGAGAAACGGUGUCCAGAGACCUCACCUUCUGGCUGCAGGAAACACCACGCUGUCAGGAAAAGACUGAAGUUCAUUCGAAUCUUAGGCCUUUUCAUGGGCCUGGUCGCCAUCAGCAUGGUCCCAUUUUCAAUCAGCGUCUUUUCCGAGACAGAGACACAGAGCACAGGAGAGGCUGGUGGUGCAGCCAGCCCCGGGGUGGCCCACGGCUACCGGCAGAGAACUCUCCUAGAUUUAAACGACAAGAUUCCGGAUUACACGUCACAGCCGCCUCUUUCUGAGGAAGGCGCAUCUGAGAACAGUACCGAUGAGGACCAAGGGAACUACCCAAGAGACAUCUUUUCCCUCGAGGAUCGACGCAAAGGCGCCAUCCUCCUCCAUGUCAUUGGGAUGAUCUACAUGUUCAUAGCCUUGGCCAUCGUCUGCGAUGAGUUCUUUGUUCCUUCGUUGACUGUCAUCACUGAAAAGCUGGCCAUCUCUGAUGAUGUUGCCGGAGCCACCUUUAUGGCUGCCGGGGGCUCGGCCCCAGAACUGUUCACGUCUCUCAUAGGAGUGUUUAUUGCUCACAGCAAUGUGGGCAUAGGCACGAUCGUGGGCUCCGCGGUGUUCAACAUCCUCUUUGUGAUUGGCAUGUGCGCGCUGUUCUCCAGAGAAAUCUUGAACCUGACCUGGUGGCCCCUCUUCCGGGAUGUGUCCUUCUACAUCAUCGACUUGAUCAUGCUGAUCAUAUUUUUCCUGGACAACAUCAUCAUGUGGUGGGAGAGCCUGCUUCUCCUCACAGCUUACUUCGUCUACGUGAUCUUCAUGAAGUUCAACGUCCAGGUGGAAAGAUGGGUGAAGCAAAUGAUAAGCCGCAAUAAAGUCGUCAAGGUGGCAGCGCCAGAGGCCCAAGCAAAGUCAUUUACAGUCAGGGACAAGGAUGAACCGACUCUGCCGGCCAAGCCACGUCUCCAGCGAGGUGGAAGCUCUGCCUCCCUCCACAAUAGCCUCAUGAGGAAUAGCAUCUUCCAGCUCAUGAUACACACCCUCGACCCACUCGCUGAAGAGCUUGGAUCAUAUGGAAAACUAAAAUAUUAUGACACAAUGACUGAAGAAGGGAGGUUCAGAGAAAAGGCUUCCAUUCUCCACAAGAUUGCCAAGAAGAAGUGCCAGGUGGAUGAGAACGAGAGGCAGAAUGGGGCUGCCAAUCACGUGGAAAAAAUCGAGCUGCCCAACAGCACCAGCACGGAAGUGGAAAUGACGACAUCCAGUGAUGCUUCAGAGCCCGUGCAAAACGGCAACCUCUCCCACGGCAUUGAAGCUGUGGAGGCCCAGCAGACCGCAGAAACGGGUGAUGACGAGGAGGACCAGCCUCUCAGCCUAGGCUGGCCUUCCAACCCCCGCAAGCAAGUCACAUUCCUGAUUGUCCUCCCCAUCGUGUUCCCUCUCUGGCUCACCUUGCCCGAUGUCCGCAAGCCUUCCGCAAGGAAGUUUUUCCCCAUCACGUUCUUCGGCGCUAUCACCUGGAUCGCAAUAUUCUCUUACUUAAUGGUCUGGUGGGCACACCAGGUUGGAGAGACAAUUGGCAUUAGUGAGGAGAUUAUGGGUCUGACCAUCUUGGCUGCUGGGACCUCCAUCCCUGACCUUAUCACCAGUGUCAUAGUAGCGCGGAAGGGGCUUGGGGACAUGGCUGUAUCCAGCUCUGUCGGAAGCAACAUUUUUGACAUCACCGUAGGGCUUCCACUGCCCUGGCUGCUGUUCACCAUGAUCCACAGGUUCCGGCCCGUGGCCGUGAGCAGCAAUGGCCUCUUCUGUGCCAUCGUCCUGCUCUUCAUCAUGCUGCUCUUCGUCAUCCUCUCCAUCGCCCUCUGCAAGUGGCGCAUGAACAAAGUGCUGGGCUUCAUCAUGUUCGGCCUCUACUUCGUGUUCCUCGUGCUCAGCGUGCUCCUCGAAGACCGGAUCCUCGAGUGCCCGAUCUCCAUCUAG
Messenger RNA from Pipistrellus nathusii (Nathusius's pipistrelle), 1998 nucleotides. Lineage: Eukaryota; Metazoa; Chordata; Mammalia; Chiroptera; Vespertilionidae. The record is from the annotation of a GenBank genome assembly.